CUGUGGGAAACAGGCGGGAGGGCGGGACGGGGAACCGGGACAGGCUCCGGUACUGGCGGUGCCGUUCCCGUGCCCCCCGCGCCCCGGCCCGGCUCCUCGGAGCGCUCGCUGGCUGUGUUCUUUAACUGUAUUUUGGAUGGGAAUUUCUUUUACUUCAUUGCCAUCUGUAGAAACUGAUGAAUAUUUUAGUCCUAAGGCCCCAUAUGUCACCAGAUGUCCUUCUUCCUGACUGAGAUGUUUCUGUGGUCUUUGAAGACCAACUUACGUAUUAGAGAUGAGACAUUGGGAUCCACCAGUACUCUGACAAGAAAGAACCAGCAUCACAGAUGAAGCACAGUUACUUAGAAGAGAAGCAAAAGCUAGCAGAAUCCCGAGACUAUCCUUGGAUCCUGAAAAGCAAGAGAGCAGACAAACUGCGAGAUGCACUCAAGGAGGUGGAGGACUUAAUGCAAAACACUCCAUGUGUGCUGAGCAAAUGGAAGAACAAACAUACCUGUCAGCUCCUCUUUCACUCAGGUGUCUUGGUGUCCCUAAGCCUUUCUGGGCCACAGCUGGAGAAAGUGGUGAUUGACAGGACCCUGGUGGGGAAGCUCAUCUCCAACACCAUCAGUGAUGCUGUUCUUACAGACAAUUUCAAUUUGUCAUUUGAGGAUCAUAACCAGCUCUGCUUUAUUCAGUACAAGAAGAUGGAUUCUCUCGAUGUAAACAAAAGACUGGAAAAACUCUCUUGUUUGGACUUUAAGAUUUCUUAUGUUGAUAUACUUGGACCAGAAGGUAGAAGGAUGAAACGUCACCUGGCAAUAAACUGUAUGCAAGAUAUGGUCAUUUGCUGGUGGUCAGCAACUAGUGAUGGAGCAUGGCCUUGGUCUCCUAUUUCCUGUGAGAGGGACAGAGCCAACCUAUUGCUAUUAGGCUGUGCACAUGGCAAAUUGGAGGUUCUGAGUUUUGUCCGCACAGAAUGGGAUCCCCUCCAUGCCAGCUUCAGCACUCACCAGCCUUACCAGGUGCACACAGUGGAGCACUCGGUGUCAGCAGCCAAGGAGCUGGCCGACAGCUGCGUCUACAAGUGUCUCAGGAACAAAAUCCAGUGUGCAGCCAUCACCAGGAUACCGCUGCGAUCCAGGGCCAUCAGCUGCUGCAGGGAUGUUACAGAAGACAAACUAGUCCUGGGCUGUGAAGACUUAAUUCUGUAUGAAGCCUACAACCAAGUAACUCUGUUAGCCCAGGCAGAACUGCUGCCUACUGUGGUGACCUACCACCCCGCCGGGGCCGUAUUCGUGGUCGGCAGCUCUCAAGGGGAGCUGCAACUUUUUGACACAGCACUGUCCCCCGUUAAAAUUCAGCUCUUGGCACAAGACUAUUCACCUGAGGCAACUUUGCAAUGCAGUAAACACUUUGAGGUGCCUAGCAGCCUCAUCCAGAUCCAGUGGGCUGCCCCUCCAGUUGCGUGUGUCAGCCCUGACAGCACUGAUAUUCAUGAUCUUUUGUUGGUUAGAUUUGACAAAGGACCCUUGGGAGUACUUCACUUUAAACUUGGUGUGAUCACAAGAGGACAACUGGGCCUUGUGGAAAUUAUCCACCAGUACAUUCGUUAUGAUGAGAUACAUGAGGCAAUUAAUGUCCUGAACACCAUGAACUGGAACACAAUGGGUCAUCAGUGCUAUAUCUGCUUGAGUGCCAUUUGCAACCACCUUCUUAAGCAAAAGCUUACACCAGACAGGGAAGCACAGCUUGAGGCAAGCCUUGGAACCUUUUAUGCACCAACAAGACCCCUCUUGGAUACAACUGUGCUGGAGUACAGGGACCCAAUCAGCAGAUACGCAAGAAGGUUCUUCCACCACCUGCUCAGGUAUCAAAGGUUUGAAAAAGCGUUUUUGCUUGCCGUCGACAUAGGGGCUCGGGACCUGUUUAUGGACAUCCAUUACCUUGCACUAGAUAAGGGUGAAUUGGCACUAGCUGAAGUGGCAAAGAGAAAGGCUAAUGACAUUGAUACAGAAUCAAUAACUACUGGAAUUGCAGAACUUCUGGGGCAGUCAGAUGAAGAAGACCCAUCCUGUGAAGCUUUUGAUCAGUCUUUGGAGCCAGGAGGAGGGUUCAAGCCACCUGCUCCAGGCCCUGCCACCAGACCACCAGCACAGAGCUGUUCCCACAGACCCACAAGUUGCAGACAGGCAGAGGACACUGAGCCUGGAACAGGUGGCCACACCACCUCCCUGAUCACAAAACCCUUUCCCAGCAGCCAGGAAGGAAAUAUGAGAGCCAUUCCUUCGGAGCAGGUGACCAGAGACAGCGGGUCUCUCCAAAUUGUGCACUUUGGUCUGGUGUGAUUGAGCUCCCACAGCAAAGAAGAGGAAGCCUCACCGAGGUGGUGAAGUUCACGGGAAGUCCUUCAGCAAACUUCCAGCCAGCCCUGGAUCUGACCACUAGCAGAUGACAAGACAACAGGCUUAGAAAAUAUCCUGCCCUUAGACCUCCAAAUUAUUUCUAAGUUCACAUGAACAUGUCCAUGCACAAAGUACCUUGUGUGUGCUUGUGGAGGGCAACUUGGUGACGUUUUCAUCAUGUCAUUUAAAGACAUCAAAAAAGGGAGUAAUUGCAGAUACUCAUUUACUGUACAAACUCAAUGCUGAAAAAUUUUUGGGGGCCUUUCUUGGAUGAAUCCAUAAGCUUUUCAGGAGGAAGUCUGUAAUUCUCUAUGCAUUAUAUGUUUUUACAAUCUUCACUUGGAAGCAGAUUUGAAUUUCCACUUAAGGCUCUGAAAACCGUCCUAUUGAGAUACCAGCAGAUAAAAUCUUCACUCAGGAUACCUCUGUGAAAGAGCAGCCUUUCACAGUUGGCAGCAUUUUUCAAAGAAUGCUCUCCAUUUUCAUAUCUAGAUAUAUCAUCUUAGUAGAAUAACCAUUAUUUUGCCUUGAAAAAAAGAUGCGGAGCCUCUUAAACAUCAUUCCAUUGGAGUCCAGAUUUUAAUCUCCCUCCUCUAACCACAAAGAAAAAAUGCACUGAGAAGGUAACGUAACCUGUUCCAGCCCUCUGUUUUUUCCUGGCAGUGAAGAGAGGGAUGAGCAUCAUCGCGGGUCUGUCUUCCCACCAUUUGAUCGAGCGCAGAGUAUAUGGACACAGGUUUUUUGUACUCACCCGUAGGCACAUGUGUGGAUUAAGACUGAGCUUUUUUGGGGAGCAUUGGGUGGUUGCAACCUAGAGCCAGUGAGCUUCUUCAAAUUGGUUUUAUAUGGUGAACAAGCCUGUAUGAUGGACUGAAAAUAAAAGCAAAAUGUAAAAAAAAAAAAAAAUCCACAAGCCAUUAGAAGUAUUUUAUUAACCAAAAGUCUGUAUUUACCCAAAUAAAAUACUUGGGCUUGCUGUCACCAGCCAUUUCCCCCCCAUGGGGCAAAAUUCUACUGCCUGAUGGGUGAUUUUGGUUGCACCAUUUUGGCACUUCAGCCGAGUCAGCACCUUUCCAUGAGUGUAUUCAAAGGAUUCAAAGACAUUUUGGGUUGUGGUUUGAAGGGAGCAAAGGGGCUGCAAUCCGUAGGAUUCUGUACACCCAACAGGGAAAAAUAAAUAAGGAGAGCUUUGAAACAGAGCAGGCUGCUGCAUCACCUCCCCACACAGAGCCAUAAUGGCAAUGGCCAUUGUAAAAGAAGAUGCCUUUAAUGUCCCAUAAAUUUAAUUUCUGAAGGACACACAAGCACAGCAAUGGACCACGAUGACGGAGGGCUUGUUCUGCGUAAGAGGCUAUGACACAUUGCCUUGCCAUACAGCUAUUUUGCUGAAUUGCAGCCAUAUUUCUGUCAGUACAAGUGAUGGUCUAUAUGAGGGAUUAAUCUGACACCAGACAGUGAUUCUUAAUCCUUCAGUAUAUCAUAAUCUAUUUACUUUGCAUGCUAAGAGGAUUUCAGCUUAAAAAUAUAGAGGAAGUGAUACUAGAAAUGUACAUAAGGUCCAGAAUGCUGUUUCCUAAAAUUGCAGUUUUUCAUUUAAAAAAAAAAAAAUCCUCUCAUGGCUUUCUUGGAAAAGUCCUGUAUGUUCUGGAAAAAAAAGAAGUGUUGAAUAGGGAUUUAACUGGAAAUAGGUGUAUGUUUUCAUUUAGGCUUCAGCCCUGUGACCAUUUUCACCCUCCUCCUUCCCCACAGUAUUCUGUGCUCCACUGUACGACAUGAAA
Molecule: messenger RNA, 4162 nt
Organism: Chiroxiphia lanceolata (lance-tailed manakin)
Lineage: Eukaryota; Metazoa; Chordata; Aves; Passeriformes; Pipridae
Gene: WDPCP
Product: WD repeat containing planar cell polarity effector
Biological process (GO): nervous system development; establishment of protein localization; cilium organization
Cellular component (GO): axonemal basal plate
Molecular function (GO): protein binding
Source: RefSeq, a predicted model, not a curated record